UCUUGUAAGUCAGACCAUAGUAAAUAGUAAAGAAUAUAGAGUACUUGUUGCGGACAGUAACCGCAGCCGAAGAGUGGGGGAGGCAGCUUGCCCAGGACGGGAACAGGGUUUUGGCACAUUUCACUUUAGCCCGAUGACGACCAGCAGCAGCGUAAAUGUGGCUUAAGAAAAUCAAGUUCCCAGCCCGGGUGUACUGCGGGGACUCUCCUUGGGUGAGCUGAGUUUGAGCGGGGGCUGCACACCUCGUUGUCCUCUUGGUUGCAUACUUGAACAUUUGCUGGCCAGCACCUUAAAGAAGCCCACAGAAAUAAGUAACCUUUGUUCAGAAAUGGCAAGUUACAUCAGUGAGUCUGACAUCAUCCUCUUGGAAGAGGGUUUCACAACUAAAGACAUCUUGGAGGCAAAGAUUAAUGAAGCCUCCGUGGCAGAAGAAAAUGAUGCAUUCUUUGUAGCGGAUGUUGGUGACGUAGUGAAGAAACACUUACGUUUUUUGAAAGCCAUGCCCCGAGUAAAACCCUUCUAUGCCGUGAAAUGUAAUAGCAGCAGAACUGUGGUGCAAACCCUUGCUGAAAUGGGUGCUGGGUUUGACUGUGCCAGCAAGGCAGAGAUACAGCUGGUGCGAAGUUUGGGGGUCCCAGCAGACAGAAUAAUCUAUGCCAACCCAUGUAAACAGAUAUCUCAGAUAAAGUAUGCUUCCAACCAAGGGGUGAGGACUAUGACCUUUGACAACGAGGUGGAGCUCACCAAGGUAGCAAGGAACCAUCCUAAUGCAAGGAUGGUCCUCCGCAUCAUCACAGAUGACUCCAGAUCAUCGAGUCGGUUAAGUGUAAAAUUUGGGGCCCCUCUAAAAUCAUGCAGACAUUUGUUGGAGAUGGCACAUGACCUAAAUGUACAAGUCAUUGGAGUCAGUUUCCAUGUAGGUAGUGGUUGCUCAGACCCCCAGGCCUUUGCACAGGCUAUUGCAGAUGCGCGCCUUGUCUUUGAAAUGGGACUAGAGCUGGGACACAGCAUGCAGCUACUCGACAUUGGUGGCGGAUUUCCAGGGACUGAUGACUGCAGGCUUAAAUUUGAAGAGGUUGCAGCUGUAAUCAAUCCGUCCCUUGACCUGUAUUUCCCAGAAGGCUGUGGUGUUGACAUUAUUGCAGAACCUGGCCGGUAUUAUGUGGCAUCUGCCUUUACAUUGGCAGUCAACAUCAUUGCAAAGAAAGAAAUUGUCCAGGAUCAGUCUGGCUCAGACGAUGAAGACUAUGGAAGCAACAAAAACAUCAUGUAUUACAUUAAUGAUGGUGUGUACGGUUCAUUUAACUGCAUCUUCUUUGAUCAUGCCCGUGUGAAACCCCUACCUCAUAAGAAACUGAAUUCAGACCAGGAAAUGUUCAACAGCAGCAUUUGGGGCCCCACCUGUGAUGGGUUAGACCGUAUCCUGGAUCGUUGUGAACUGCCUGAGCUGCAAGUUGGUGACUGGCUCAUAUUUGAAAAUAUGGGAGCAUAUACAGUUGCUGCAGCUUCAACUUUUAAUGGAUUCCAGCACUCCCAAAUCUACUCUGUCAUGAGCAGGGCUGCAUGGCAAAAGAUGAAGCAUAUUAAGGAAGGAGUCCUACCAAUUCAAAAAGAACAAGAAAUCCUGCACCCACCCAUGUCCUGUGGAUGGGAAAUAGCCGACAUGCUAUGCACGCCUCAGCUCUUCGGUCCUAGUAUAAUUUAGAAGUUGUGUUUUGUACACAUUAGCAGAAUGCUUAUAGCAAAAAUGGCAACAAAUGCACAUUCAAAAAGUCACCCUAAACCUCUUGCUGAAGAACUAAGAGGAAAUUCUAAAAGCAUUAUUUGAAAUAUUUAAUGAAAAUAGAUUUUAUAAAUGUAGUGCUCUGAAUUUUGAAUGCACUGGUGUCAACGUUCAUUGAAACAAGAUUACCCUGCUAGUGUAACAGCUAGUUGUGUUUUUUUACCCGAAUAAAAAUCCAUUUUCAAAA
Messenger RNA from Protopterus annectens (West African lungfish), 1970 nucleotides. Its product is annotated as antizyme inhibitor 2-like. Lineage: Eukaryota; Metazoa; Chordata; Ceratodontiformes; Protopteridae. Gene Ontology annotation, molecular function: ornithine decarboxylase activity. Gene Ontology annotation, cellular component: cytoplasm. Bases 329 to 1705 code for a protein of 458 amino acids. The record is from RefSeq and is a predicted model, not a curated record. The transcript has 11 exons.